Impatiens glandulifera is the source of this 472-nucleotide messenger RNA. RefSeq lists its product as uncharacterized. The transcript has 3 exons. The record is from RefSeq and is a predicted model, not a curated record. Lineage: Eukaryota; Viridiplantae; Streptophyta; Magnoliopsida; Ericales; Balsaminaceae. Bases 56 to 355 code for a protein of 99 amino acids.
CCAAGGGUUUUGUCAUCUCCGACGAACGCGUAAAGAAAAAAAGCUUCAGAUUUCAAUGGCGAAAAAUAGGAACAAGAAGAACAAAAAUACCUCAUCUAUGGACUGUACCGAGGGGCCGAUAAUUUCAAGUAAACCUCAAGCUAUGGAUACAUCUGAGACUUCAGCUCCACGUCCAUAUAACCCUGACGCCAAUAGACCGAAGAUAAAGACUGUAGUGAUGAAGAAAACAAAGAAUAUUCGGAAGAAGAAAUCCAUUGCAAAAGCAAUAUCAAGAAAUGAGCAAAGCAAGGAGAAAGUCUUGAAGAACCUCACCAAGACACAAAGAACUCUAUCAGCAAAGAAGUUGUAUGACUGAAGACAGAAGCAGCAGACAAUGAAUUGCUAUAUCAGUUUUGUCAAUUAAAUCUCCAUGAUAACAAUUUACUUUUUUGUUUUAUUCAAAAAACAAGUAUUCUUAUAUAUAAUAUUUAUU